AAUCAUCCUGCCACCAAUAUGUUGAGCGCUGAGACUUUUCGAAAAUGGAGAUGCGCACAAGAUUCGUGUGGAAAGCAGGCAACAGUUACUUUAAAAUUAGAACGAUUAAGUUCCAUCCAUUCUGUUGAUAUUGGCAAUAAUGGAUCUGCAUUUGUUGAAGUUCUUGUUGCACGGGAAGGUGUAGAUUAUCAGGUCCUGCUGGUUGCAUCAUCAUUCAUGACACCAGGAGAAUCUAGAAAUAGCUCAGAUACAAAUCGUGUGCGUAUGUUCGGUCCAGAUAAGCUGAAUAAAACAAAACAUUCGACCGAGCAGAAAUGGGAUCGUGUUAAGGUCAUAUGUACCCAGCCCUUUAAUAAGACACUGCAGUUUGGAUUAUCAUUUAUAACUGUAACAGCCUCUUCUGAGGGCUCGGGUGACUCCACCCCUAAAGUCACCAAACUUGGUAGUUUCACCCUGAAAGAUGAGGAAGAGGAAGAUCCAAUAUCAGUUGGGUCUAUUUUUGCUCGAAGGAAGGAGAAAGAAACAUCCUCCCCACUUACAGGUGCAGCAGCCAUUCGUGCAGCUUCUGCUUCAGCUGUGUCUUCAGCUUCAACUCCAGAUUCAAAGAAAACUAAACCGUUUAAUGCUCCAGAUGUUGGAUUCUAUCAGUUGAAGAAAAAUGCAUCUCCAGCACCAGAACGGCCAAAACCACUGCAGCCUUCCACGCAGUCAUCAUCUGAUGCUCACGAAGAGAGAGGCAAAGAAAAAAGAAAAGAAAGAGACAGAGAUUCUGACAAACAUAGAGAACGUGAUAAACGAAGCAAAGAUACAGAAAGUAGAGUUGACAAGGAGAAGGAAAAACCAAAAAAAGAAGGAGGUAGUGAUCGAAAUUCAUCCUCAGAAAGCAACAAGAGGAAGAAUGACUCCAGAGACUUAAAGAGAACAUCAUCUCAUGAAAAUAAGCGGACAGCAUCACCAUCGUCAUCAUCAGCUUCUUCAGGCUCGUCAUCCAAGAGAAAAACAGCUCCUUUUACCUCCUUGUUGAAAGGUGUCACCUUUGUUCUAAGUGGGUAUCAGAAUCCUCUGCGAUCACAGAUUCGAGAUAUGAUGCUGGAAAUGGGAGCAAGGUAUAAACCUGACUGGGAGCCAUCUUGCACUCAUCUUAUAUGUGCCUUUGCUAACACUCCCAAAUAUCAGCAAGUGAAAGGCAAGGGUAAAAUAGUCACAGCAAAGUGGAUAUCGGAUUGCCAUAAAAACAAGAUUCGUUAUCCUUGGAGAAGGUAUGCACUUCCCAAGCAAGAUAAUGCCAGAGAGAGUGAAGAAGAAAUUUGGGCCGAGGAACUUCUCCCUAAGGAAGAGAAAGCAAAGACUUCUAAAACAGUAGACUCGGAUGUUGAAGAAUCUAAGUAUGAUAAAGAAAGUAAUGAGGCCUACAGCGACAGUGAAGACACAGAUGAUGAAAUUCAAAGGUUAGUUCAGACUUAAAUAUACCAUACAUAUUUUUCUGUAUUUUAGUGGGAUCUCCUUGGAACUGCUGCAUCACUCAUGGAACAUGAACUAUAUGAAUUUACAAAUCAUGUAGCCAUAUUCAGAAGCAUUGUAAAAUUAAACUCAGUAGUUAUCCAAAAGGAAUAAUGCAGUCCAUUAAUAUUUAUGCUUAUCUAUAUGACUUUUCAGGAAUUUUCAAACCAAAUUUUUGUAAAACUAAUUUAGAUCCUUGACUUAAAUGUAAUAAUGCAAAUAAAGGAAAGGCUUAUUUUUUUUGCAAGGGUCAAGUAAUUGACAAUGUGUAUAAACUUUGUAGUUGAUGCACUUCAGUCAUUUGGUUACGUAACUCACUUGUUGUCAAGUAUUUUAUAAGAACAACAUGCGCAAUCACCAGUACGUAUUACUGAUUAACAAUAUUUCCUUUUUAAAAGUUUAUUAUUAUUGAAAUAGUUUGACAGGAUUAAUAGUUUGUUGGGUUUUAUGUGCAGUUGGGGAAUGUGUACCAUACCCCCCCCAUGCAAAUAUUUGGAACCCAUAUAAAAAUGCUGAAAAUG
Molecule: messenger RNA, 2021 nt
Organism: Macrobrachium nipponense
Lineage: Eukaryota; Metazoa; Arthropoda; Malacostraca; Decapoda; Palaemonidae
Product: DNA repair protein XRCC1-like
Biological process (GO): double-strand break repair via nonhomologous end joining; base-excision repair; single strand break repair
Cellular component (GO): nucleus
Molecular function (GO): damaged DNA binding
Source: RefSeq, a predicted model, not a curated record